AUGACAUCGUAUAGUUUAUUAUUUUCAGAUAAUAAAAUUUGUAGCGAGAGAAAUAAAUCAAUAAUCAAUUUUCCAAACAAGCAUCAUCUAACAUUCACUUAUCAAAUCAACAACAACAACGUCGAGAAAACUUAUUAUUUCAGUCAUAAUAUAGAAAAUCAUGAAUUCUACAUCCAAGAAAUAAUUAACAAAGAUGUAAUAAUAACAGAAAGUGGCAAAUUGGACAAUGGAUACGAAUUGGGAUUUCCAUUCCAAGUCAAUCAACAAAUAUUUUAUUAUGCACAAAGUAAUCAAACAAAGCGUUGGUUCAUUCAGGAAUUGUUGGUGGAUGGAAAGCUGGGAAAAGUGACGGAUCGAGGACAAUGGUUGAAUGUUUAUCAAGUGAUAUUCCCAUUUCAACCAUCUUCUUCUUCUAUUAAAGCUUAUUAUUUUGGUCACAAUGUAGAUUCCAAUUAUUGGUUUAUACAAGAAUUGUUGGAAGGUGGAAAAUUGGGAUUGGAAGUUUGUAAUGGACAUUGGGAAGCACCAUGCCAUAUUCUGAUUCCAUUCAAAAUAAAAGAUAGAGAUUUUUUUUAUUCCCAUAACUUGGAUAGUUGUGAAUGGAAUAUACAAGAAUUGUUGUUUGAGGAUGCUGAUAAUGAAGUUGAUGGCGUUGGUAGUAAAGUGGUUGCUAAAGUGGUCGUUAUUGAUAACGGAAGAUUGAAGAAACCCCUGAGAUAUUGUGUGUCAGAUCCAAUUAAAGAAAUAAGGAUUGUUGGAUAUAGAUUAUUGAGAUAUUUGAUAACUGACACAAAAUCAUUAGAAGAUAUAAUCAAUUUAAAUUAUAAAAUAUUCAUCAUGAGAUCACUCUCGAAGGAUCCUCGAUCAUUCAAUGAUGAACGUGAAGAAGUUCUCAAACUUGUUAGAUCGUUUUUUGAUGUGCCAAAUGGUAUAAAACUUAUACCUUUGGGAAUAUUAAAAUCAAUUGUAUCAAUUGCUGAACAAUCUGAUGACAAAUUGAAAAUAAUGAGUUUAGAAACAUUAAUUGAAAUCAUGAUUCGUGAACCUGAAAUCAUAAUAAAAUGCGGUGGAAUGGGAAUUAUUUUAAAAUCGUUGAUUGAUGGACCAAUAGACAUGCUGGAAUGCAUUAUAAUGUCAUUAUUAUACAUUCUUGAUAUUCCAGAAACUCGUGAUUAUAUUAGACCAGGAAUUGAUUUGGAAAUUGAUCUAUCAUCAUUAGAAUUUUAUUCUAGUAGUAGUAAUAAUAGCAGUACAUUACAAAAUCAAAAUAAAUUAAACAUGAUUGAUCAUCAUUUGGCUAUUUUAUUAGUUGUUUUAAUUGAUGCUGGACUUCUCGAGAUUCUAGUUGAAAUGGUCGAAAAGAAUCAGGAUCAAGAACUAACAAGAAAAUCAAUUAUAUUUAUUAGCGAAAUUUUGAAAUUAUCAAGUAAAUUACUGCCAUCAUCAAGAUUUAUUAAAAUACAAUCACUGUCAAAAUUGUUUGAUUUAGCGACAAGGUUUGAUGAUGAAGUACUAAGAAAUGCUGCAACGGAAGCUUUAUCAUAUAUUUAUUACUCGAAUAAAUCUUCAAACCAUUCAAGUUCAAAUUCAAAAGUUUCAAAAAAUUCAAUAAUACAGAUCGACGAUAAUCAAUUUAGAAAUAUGCUGAUCGAGACGCAAGUAUUGACAACAAAAGAUUACACUAAAUGGGAAGUCAAGCCAAUAAUGGAAUUAUUACAAAAAAUAUUAUUAAACCCAAGAAGAUUAGAAGAAUCCAUUAAAAUAAAUUUCAUCAAAUCAUUGUUAGUAUUUCUAAGCCCUAACUCAAGACUAUUCUCGGAUAUUGUACGAUCAGAAGAGAAUGAGAAGAAAUACGUUGAUGUAGGGUGUACGCUCUUGACAACAUUGUUAAAUAAUAGUUAUGGUGUCAAAUAUUUGGAGAAAAAGUCGUUUUUGAGGCAUAUUUCUGAUUGCUUGAAUCAAUUGAUUCCGAUGAAUGGGAUUUCUGAGUCGGAACCUUUAUUCUCAAAAGAUCAAAUUAAUAAAACUUUAACCUUUGGAUAUUUUAAAAUCAUUGGAAUACUUUGUAAAUGUAAAGAAGGUCUCAGAUUAUUGGAAAAAUUUAAAAUAUUAAAUACAUUUUAUCAAUUGAGUGAAUUAAAUGGACGUGAGGAUAUCAUCAAAUCAAUAAUUAACAAUCUAGAUUAUAGCAUGCAACGUGUAAGAUUAUAUUCGACAAAUUAUUUGGGAAUACUUUUAAAAAAAACCGAAAAAAAUCUUACAGAAUGGGCGGUUCAAUUGUUGAUCACCCAGUUGUAUGAUCCUAUGAUAGAAGUUUGUCAAAUGGCCAUAAAAAUACUAGAAGAAUUAUGCGACAGAAAUAUUGAUAACAUAGAACUGAUGAUUAAAUAUAGACCAUAUUUAGACCAUUUAGGAGAAUUUGGAAAUAACUUGUUAUUGAAAUUCUUGUCAACUCCAAUUGGAUUCAAUUAUCUUUAUGAAAUUAAUUAUUUAGAGAGAGAAUUGAUUGAUUGGUUCAAUGUAAUAUUUACAUUUAUAUUUAUAUUGAGGCUUGGAAGUUGCUGUCAGAUGCUAAGAGAUAAAGGCCAUUUUACGGAAUUUUCUAAUUAUAUUAAAAAUCAUGGAAUGGAAGAUACAAAUUAUCCAAUAAUUAAAAAAUUAAAAUCAGUUCUUUGGGCUGUUGGAAAUAUUGGAUCAUCAAAGAAUGGAUUAACAUUUCUUGACGAAGAAAAUAUUAUUAAAGAAAUUGUUCACAUUGCUGAAAAUUCAAAUGUUUUAUCAUUAAGAGGAACAUGUUAUUAUGUUUUAGGAUUAAUAUCGAAAACUUUAAAAGGCGUUGAGAUAUUAAAAGAUUUAGGAUGGGAAAGUAAUUACGAUCCCGAUUUAGACUUAUUUACUGGAUUAUGUCUACCAAUUGAUUACAAAAAAUUCCUUACCGUUCCAAAAUGGGAAUAUAAAGGAGCUGAUGUAAUAUUACAAGAAAAUACUAUGCAAAAACCAAUCCCGUCGUUUGAAACUGAAAAAAUAUUGUUAAAAACUGUUUCUAACCUAACAAAUCACAUUCUAUCAAAUAUUGAAUCGACCACCAGUCUAUCAAAAAUUAAAUCCAGAAAUCCGGAAAUAUUUACCAAUUUUACAACUUAUUACAAAGUAAUUCAAAUGCUAUCAAUUUAUCAAUACAAAUUACCUGCAAGAAGAUACAUUACUGAAUUAUUCCAUAUAGAUUUUAAUUCUAAAAGUAUAUGGAGUAUGAAAAAACUACCCUGUUCAACAAAUAUUGUAAUGAUAGCAGGAAGAACAACUGUGGAAGAGGUAGUUUCUGACUCAGCACUUUCUCUUCCAGUGACAUUACUUGUGACUCAAAUUCAAAUACUGCUUGUCGACAACCCAUGUGAAAAACAAAAAGAAUUAUAUAGACGAUAUCAAACAAAGAGAAGUGAUAGGAGAAACGUCAAAGUUUUACAGGACAAUAAAAAUGACUAUAAAUUGGCAUUUAAUCACCAUCUUAUAUAUUCUGCAGAAGAAUUGCAUCUUGGAAAAUUAUGGAUGGUGAUGAAAAAAUUGGUUGCUAAUCUUGUGGAGACCAAUGUCAUGGAAUAUAAACCACAUUUGUACAAAGAUUUAGUCAAUGAUAUUCAAUAUUUCUGUGAACAAAGAUUUGGAAAUCUAAACUGUUUGAUAAUCAAUGGAGAGGUUCUGAUAUCAGGAUACUGUUAG
Molecule: messenger RNA, 3717 nt
Organism: Entrophospora candida
Lineage: Eukaryota; Fungi; Glomeromycota; Glomeromycetes; Entrophosporales; Entrophosporaceae
Source: the annotation of a GenBank genome assembly